AUGGUUAAAAUCGGAAGCCGAAUCCCAAGAAUGUUUAAUUGGAGAACAGUGAACCAAAAGCCAUCAGUUAACUACUUGAUGUUGGGCAUGUUUAAGGACGGUGAGGACAUUCUUAAAUUCAACAACAUUGUUCCAACUAUGUUAGAGGUUGAGAAGCUUGGUCUGCGUCCAUACAUGGUCAACAGACCUGCACCACCACCUCAAAUACACCAAGAGGAAAAUGAAUAUGCAGAUUUUACCACAACACCUCCCCAUGUUGCUGUUGCCAAGAAAACUCAAAAGAACGAUGCUUCAAAAUCUCUACUGCACAAGAAGCCUAGGAAGAUGUCAACGGCAGCAUUGCUUGUUCAGAACUCACCAACCACAAUCCCAAAAAAUUCUACAGUUGGACAAUCAUCUACAAAAUCUGCUUCGGUGGUAGAUAAGUCGGUUCAAUCAAAGGGAAAAGAAAAAACUGCUCCAAGUGUCCAUCGCGUUCCUGUUGACGACGUGCUUGCUGAAUUCAAGGAUGUUUCUACUGAGCUCAAGGAUCUUCGCAAAGUUAUUGAUGAAAACUUUGAAAAGGUUUUGGAACAUGUCAAAGGGAAACAAAAUUCAGAAAAGGUUGAUGACAACGAAACUCAUGUUCUUUUACCUGAUGGCAACAUACAUCAAGAAGUUGAUGAUUACAUGGACCAUGGUGACGACAUUCACAUGGAGACUGAUACGGGUGAUGUGCAUCCAACAGAGGAAAAGGGCCUUGCACCGGAUAUUCAAGUUGGUAUUGGCAAUGAGAGCGGCGAUACGCUGAAAGCUUCAACCGAAGAGAUUGCGGAAGGAGAUGAUCUUUCAGGAGAACCGAAGACUUCGGUUGAACGUCCGGCUGAUCCAACAGAGAUUCAUGUAUUUUAUAGACUUUUGGCCUGUGUUUUUUAUACGGAAAAGGGUCUUGCACCGGAUAUUCAAGUUGGUAUUGGCAAUGAGAGCGACGAUACAAUGAAAGCUUCAACCGAAGAGAUUGCGGAAGGAGGUGAUCUUUCAGGAGAACCUAAGACUUCGGUUGAACGUCCGACUGAUCAAAUAGGGAAACAUCCUGUGGAAGAGCAAAAAUGUUCUGAUGAUUCAAAUAAUUCUGAGGUGAUCGCACAGGUGCUAGCAAAUAUAGUAGAAUCAGAAAUGGCUAAUGAACAAGUUCAAGAGGAAAAAACCGAGGAAAACACCAGCUCAACUGUCUUAGAGGAACCCCAGGCAGCAGUUUGUAAUGCGCAGCCGUUGUCUCAGUGGUUGUUGCCUGAUGAGUAUUUACCAAGCCAAACCCCAGGGAAAGAAAUCAUGUCACAUACAUCAGUCCCGCGAGCUACACACCCCAGUAGUAGUUCGGGAAAGGAUCAUGUUCAUGUGUUUGAUAAAAAAUAUCCAUUCCAGCAAGAUCUCAUGACCGGUCCACUUGAUGUACAGAUUGUGGAUGAAUACCGUAUUUGGCUUCAAAACGGUCUGCUUGUGAGAAACAAUUACGAAGACCAUUACAAAAAACAAAUGGCAGUUUUUGACAGUGGAGUCAAAUUUAAUUUUGGCAUCACAACUGUCAAUGAUAAGAACUGGUUUUACCUGUUAUCGAUGGAUGGUCAGCGCAUUGACGUCAUUUUCUAUUACUUUCGGAAAAAAGGAAAGUAUGAUAAAAGGAACAAUUUCAGCUUCACCACUGUUGACUGCCUAUUCAAGCAGAGAAUUGAUGUGGUCCACCACACAUAUCACAAUGUUGAAACCCAGACAAACGUGGAAAAUGAAGAGCAAGUAUUGAUUGAGUAUGUUAAGGGCCAUAGACUUAUUGCCAAUGUCCCGUGGCAUACAGUUGACAAUGUGCUAAUACCGGUGAAUAUAAAAGAAGAAAAUCAUUGGUUAUUAGUACUCCUUUCAUUCCAGGACAUGUAUUUUUUAUGA
Lycium barbarum (goji berry) is the source of this 1920-nucleotide messenger RNA. RefSeq lists its product as uncharacterized. The transcript is spliced from 10 exons. Lineage: Eukaryota; Viridiplantae; Streptophyta; Magnoliopsida; Solanales; Solanaceae. The record is from RefSeq and is a predicted model, not a curated record. Bases 1 to 1920 code for a protein of 639 amino acids.